UAAUGCAUUGUGGGAACCAGAGGUUGGCAGUGGUUUCGUAUUUGGUAUUUCGUGCAAGCGUUAGCUGUAGCUGGCUAUAUGUGUUAUUUUGCCCAGAAAUUGGGAGCAGAAGAGAAGGGAUGGAGGAGAAAGAAUAUCUCGCGUCAUCGCAGUGUUAAUUUGGCUGAGACAGCUGCAUAGCACGACUACUUUUUUUAGGAUGUAUGCAGGGUGCAUUUAAUGAAGACAACAAGUUAAUAAUUUCCUUCCACCCUCCAGUGGGAUCCAUGCACACAGCUUCCCUGCAGCCUCUCAGCAACCGUCAUGCCUUAUGGGACCCUCGCAUGGCAUCACUGACAUUCCACAAAGACCCAUGUCAACAUUCCAAAAGUUAGCGCUGGCAACAAGCAACACGCGUUAUCCGCCGUUUUCUACCACGCCUGACUGCCUGCCUUUCCUGCCUGUCUUCCUGACUGUACCCGAAGCACAGAAGUAACACUUGAAUUCGCAAACCUGUCUCUUUUUUUCUUUUCUUAUUUUCUCCACGCUCAGCUCGUCUCCCUUUGCAAGGGAGUGACUGCCUGUCAUGAGAUUCAGAAUCUACAAGAGGAAGGUACAAUACACGACGAGUCCCCAGUCAUGUGUGGUGAUACUGACGCUGGUCGUGGUGGUGUGUGGCCUGGCCUUCUGGACCAGUGGGAAGCAUAAAAAGAGCGGCGUGGUGGUGGUCCCAAAGGAGGCCGACUCAGCGAGGAGAAGCAGCAGUAGCCAGGUACAGCCUCAGCUGCCGGCCACGCCAGCAGUCAGCCGGAUACCCAUCGUGCCCCCCAUCGCCCCCGUGGCACCGGCCAACGAGUCGCACCCGGAGAACCGCCCCGAAAAGCGCCCGGAGAAGGAUGAGAAGGAGGCGAAACCGGAGGUGGACAACAGCACCCUGGUCUACCGAGGCAUCGUGUUCCAGCUCAACUUCGACCAAACGGUGAGGCACGAGGAGAGGUUCAGGGCGUCCAGGAAGAAGGACGACCUGGUUGUGGUGGUCCAGGUGCACAACAGGCCUGACUACCUGAGGCUGCUGGUGGACAGUCUGAGGAAGGCCUGGGGGGUGGAGAGCAUCCUGCUCGUCUUCAGCCAUGACUUCUGGUCACCGGAGAUCAACCAGGUGGUGGCCUCGGUCGACUUCUGCCAGGUCCUCCAGAUCUUCUUCCCCUUCAGCAUUCAGCUGUACCCCCAGGAGUUCCCGGGCAACGACCCCAGGGACUGCCCCAGAGACAUUGCCAAAGCGGACGCCCUGAAGCUGGGCUGCAUCAACGCGGAGUACCCCGACUCGUUCGGCCACUACCGCGAGGCCAAGUUCUCCCAGACCAAGCACCACUGGUGGUGGAAGCUGCACUUCGUGUGGGACAGGGUCCGGGCCCUGAAGGACCAUCAGGGCCUGGUGCUCCUUAUCGAGGAGGACCACUUCCUCUCCCCGGACUUCCUCCACCUCCUCAAGCUGAUGUCAGUGCUGAAGAGGGAGAAUUGCCCGGACUGUGAUAUCCUAUCUCUGGGGAGCUACGGGCACAUCAGCUACGCCAGCAAAGCCAACAAGGUGGAGGUGAAAGCCUGGAAGUCCACCGAGCACAACAUGGGAAUGGCCCUGAGCAGGGAGACCUACCAGAAGCUAAUCCAAUGCACCGACACCUUCUGCACUUACGACGACUACAACUGGGACUGGUCCUUGCAGCACCUGACCGUGACCUGCCUGCCCUCCUACUGGAAGGUCAUGGUGAGCGAGGCACCCCGGGUCUUCCACGCCGGCGACUGCGGAAUGCACCACAAGAAGUCUGCAUGCAUGCCGUCCAGCCAGAAGACCAAGAUCGAGAACAUCCUUCAGAGCAGCAGCAACCAGUUGUUCCCCAAGAACCUGCUGAUUACUAAGAGACUGCCGGCCAACGGGGCAGGGGGGGUGGCCCCCCACGUCAAGAACGGCGGUUGGGGGGACAUUAGGGACCACGAACUCUGCAAGAGCUACCUUCGAUUACAGUGACCUUAUUAUGAAUAUUAUAUCGUUAUUAUCUCUUUUUGCAUCCUCUGACUUUAAGAAAAAGAACGCCUUUUGGAAAGAAUCUUUAUGGACUAUUUCUUGAUAUUGCCUGUUUUAUUGGACUGUUCCAAAUAAAAAAAGUAUGUUGAAUUUGGG
Molecule: messenger RNA, 2158 nt
Organism: Esox lucius (northern pike)
Lineage: Eukaryota; Metazoa; Chordata; Actinopteri; Esociformes; Esocidae
Gene: mgat2
Product: alpha-1,6-mannosyl-glycoprotein 2-beta-N-acetylglucosaminyltransferase
Exons: 3
Coding region: 566-2005 (479 amino acids)
Biological process (GO): protein N-linked glycosylation; oligosaccharide biosynthetic process
Cellular component (GO): Golgi stack; Golgi membrane
Molecular function (GO): alpha-1,6-mannosylglycoprotein 2-beta-N-acetylglucosaminyltransferase activity
Source: RefSeq, a predicted model, not a curated record